CCAACAGAUUAUGUCACGGAAACAUUGAUCAUCUGAAUCCCUCGGGACAAGCAAAUGGAGGAGUAGCGGCUUCCAACAACGAUGCCCAGUACGACAUGAAUGAUUUGAACGCUCAUAGAGACUGUUACGCAGCUUCAGCCGACAAAAACUGUAUCCAGGCCUCAUUGCUUGCCGCUAUCGCUAGCAGAGAGUCUCGGGGAGGCAGACUUCUUUACGCUACUGGGGGCUACGGUGACAACAACAAUGCCUGGGGUAUCAUGCAGUGCGACUUGAGGUACUCAGGUUUGAACUGUAAACAAUGUCCCUGGGAUUCGUGCUGCCACAUUGAGAUGUUGACCAGUCAGACCUUGGUCCCUUUCAUCAACCAGAUCCACAAUAAAUUUCCUAGUUGGAGCCAAGAUCAGGCCCUGCAAGGUGGAGUGGCUGCCUACAACCAAGGUCCCAGCAAUGUCAACUCCUGGGCGGGUGUUGACGCUGCCACUACCGGACGCGACUACAGCAAUGACGUCAUCGCCAGAGCCAAGUACUUACAUUCACACGGCUGGAACUGA
Molecule: messenger RNA, 551 nt
Organism: Candidula unifasciata
Lineage: Eukaryota; Metazoa; Mollusca; Gastropoda; Stylommatophora; Geomitridae
Source: the annotation of a GenBank genome assembly